Molecule: messenger RNA, 1270 nt
Organism: Colossoma macropomum (tambaqui)
Lineage: Eukaryota; Metazoa; Chordata; Actinopteri; Characiformes; Serrasalmidae
Product: C3a anaphylatoxin chemotactic receptor-like
Biological process (GO): positive regulation of macrophage chemotaxis; phospholipase C-activating G protein-coupled receptor signaling pathway; chemotaxis
Cellular component (GO): plasma membrane
Molecular function (GO): complement receptor activity; G protein-coupled receptor activity
Source: RefSeq, a predicted model, not a curated record
UACCACUGCAGCUCUGGACUGAAGCAGCUAUUGACGGAAACAAGAGGCAUCAUGAAUUCAACUCCACUGACAGGGACAGAAUAUCCUAACUACAAGAACCACACCACAAGUCAGACUACGGAUUUGUCAUCUUGCGACACGGCAUGUAUUUUCUAUGCAGUAGCAAAUGUGAUUGUCAUCAUCCUGGGUGUUGCUGGAAAUGGUUUGGUGAUCUGGAUUGCAGGAUUUAAGGUGAAGAAGUCAGUUGUCACCACCUGGUACCUGAGCCUGGCACUGUCUGACUUCAUAUUCUGCUCCUUCCUGCCAUUCAGUGUUGUUUAUAUGGUCAAAGGCGAGUGGAUCUUUGGGCGCUUCAUGUGCAAGUUCACUUCCUUCAUCAUGUGGCUCAACAUGUUCAGCAGCAUCUUCCUCCUCGUCAUCAUCAGUGUGGACCGUUGUGUGACCGUUAUGUUUCCUGUGUGGGCUCAGAACAAGCGUACUAUAAGGAAGGCCUUUGUGAUAGUCAUGCUAGCUUGGAUCACUGCAGCAGCAUUUAGUACACCAUCACCUGUUGUGCGAGACAUCCACCUUGAGCAAAAGACAGUUUGUAGGUAUAAGUACGAAAGUAUGAAAACCUAUACAGCUGAUGUAGUGUGCCGAUUCAUUUUUGGAUUUGUGAUCCCCUUCCUGGUCAUUAUCAUCUGUUAUGUUGUCAUCAUUCGAAAGCUGAAGUCCAACCAUAUGGCGAAGUCUAAAAAGCCCUUAAAGAUCAUGACGGUGCUGAUCAUUACUUUCUUGAUCUGCUGGUUGCCAUAUCACAUUGUAGCUUUGAUGUUUUUAUUCAUGCCGUUGAAUCGUUCAUUGCCCACGGCAUUUGUAUUUUGUGUCUUUCUUUCCAAUGUGAACAGCUGUCUGAACCCAUUUCUUUAUGCAUUCUUGGGGAGGGAUUUUAAGAAGCAAUGUAAUGCGCUGCUGUCAAAGAUUGAGAAUGCAGUCAAGGAAGAUGGCCUGUACACCAUUCAAGGGACAGUUACUACCACCUCUGGGGAAAGCAGACAUUCAACUAGUGUUUAAAGUUUUCACUGAGUAUGAGACCCUUUAACUGCUAAUUGUACACCAAAAUAUAUUCACUUCAGUUAAUUCUUUGAUUCUUGAAGAAGUGCCUCAUUAAAAAACUUUUAUCUUGCAAAAGGGAAUGGCAAAAACAUAUACUGAACUUUGGUAUUUGGAACCGUAAUGUUCCACAGCCACAACAAUACUUAACCAUUACUUGUGUAACAUAGCCCUAUGA